AUGACCUUGAAAGGAGAACGGUGUAGCACUUUGAAACAAAGUUGUUUUAUGUUUUACAUCUUAAAGCAUUAUAUAAAUUAUAUUGAUUUAACUGGUCCCCUGCCACCUUAGGUAUUCAUUACCUGGGCCAGCUUCAUGAGAACAGCCUCUUGAGGGUUGCUCUAGAUCAGAUAACAGAAGGACAGCUGCAGUUCACACGGCUGGAGCAGCACUUUGAUUCACUGCUCCUGGGUCAGCCUGACCAGCACAGAGAGUAUCAUAUCCAUGCCGGGAAGACUGAGAUGGCCGCUAAUCUGAAGAACCAGUUCCCAGGAGAAGAGGAAGCCAUUGAUGAGUUCAUGAGAUUGAUGAAGUUAGCCUCACGGCAGACACCACUUAUUGCUAUCUUGAAGAUCAUACCGUACUGGCUGGUUAACUUUCUGGUUCGGACUGGUCUUUUAGAUCAUAUAUCUUCAGUGUUCCAUCUAGCAGCAACCAACCAUUCAGAGAUAAUGUCUCGCCUCACUCAGAACAAGGACCUGCAGGCACUGUCUGCCUACCUGUUUUAUGGUGUCCCUCCCAAAGAGUCCAGCUUUCUCAUCAAUGCUCUCCUUCUUCACCAUUAUAAGCGUGGCGCAUACUACCCACGGGGGGGCUCCAGUGAAUUUGCCUUUCACAUCAUCCCUGUCAUUCAGCAGGCAGGCGGUGCCGUGCUGGUCAGGGCUCCUGUGCAACGCAUCCUGCUCAACCAGCAGGAGCGGGUUUUUGGUGUGACAGUGCUUAGAGGACUAGAAGAGAUUGAGAUCCAUGCCCCUGUUGUCAUUUCCAAUGCUGGGAUUUUCAACACCUUCCAGAAGUUUCUGCCUCCUCACAUUCAGGACAAAUCAGAGAUCCAAUCACUGCUGGGUAUGGUUCGUCAUGGCAUGGGCUCUUUCUUGGUGUUUGUUGGUCUGGAUGGAUCCAAAGAGGAGCUGGGCAUUGUUUCAACCAACUUCUGGAUGUAUAAAGACAAUGACUUGGACUCGCUUAUGGAGCGAUACUAUUCUCUGAGCAGAGAGCAGGUACUGGGGAACAUUCCUAUGAUGUUCAUCACCUUCCCAUCCGCUAAGGACCCUACAGCCAACAUAAGACACCCAGGCAAGUCCUGUAUGACAUUGCUAACCAUGGCUCGCUAUGAGUGGUUCAAGGAAUGGGAGGGGACAAAGCUUGGCAAGAGGGGACAGGACUACCUGGAUCUGAAGAACAGCAUGGCCCAAGAGCUGCUAGACUGGGCGCUAAAGAUCUUCCCUCAGUUACGAAAUAAGGUGAUGAUGGUGGAUGCUGCCACUCCUUUAACUAAUUGCCACUAUUUGGGUGCUCCAAGAGGUGAGAUGUAUGGUGCUGAACACAACUUGGAACGCUUCACCCCAGAAACAGUUGCUAGGACAAGACCACAGACACCCAUCGACGGACUGUACCUAACAGGUCAGGAUGUUUUCUGUAACGGCAUGGCGGGGGCACUGCACGGUGGACUACUCUGUGCCUCUGCUGUCCUUAAUCAGAUCCUCUACAUUGACCUUCUAGCACUGAAGACCCGCCUCAAACACAAAUCAGUCUAUCAUAAGCUAAGCUGGUAGUGAAAGGAUGUAGUAAAUGACAUGUAAAGACAAGAUUGCUUGCUUAUCUUUAGUCAGAACUUUCACUCUUAAAGGCAGAAAUGGUAUUUUAUGCAACAAUUUGUUUUGUUUUAUCUAAACCAAUCCAUAUACACAACACGUUGAAUCCUAACACAAGAGAAUAUAUUGCCACUGUGUCAUCUAUGCUACAGCGACAGCAUGAAUAAAUUGAUAACUAGAGACCAUCUCUCGAUGAGUGCACACCAACAGACCCAUGGCUUUUAUUUUGUUUAUUCAUUAAGAGUCUUUCAUUAAGUCAUUAAGUGAAAAAUAGCACAAAAAAGCAUAAAACUUUUUAUCUUGGUGUUUUUGUGGUUUUAAUCAUUAGGGGUGGGAAUCUCUUGACACCUCACAAUUCGAUUCGAUUUCGAUUCAGAGGGCAAGGAUUUGAUUAGAAACUGAUUCUUGAUGCAUCUCAAUGCGGCG
This is a messenger RNA of Acanthopagrus latus (yellowfin seabream), 2060 nucleotides long. RefSeq names its product inactive all-trans-retinol 13,14-reductase-like. The record is from RefSeq and is a predicted model, not a curated record. NCBI's taxonomy places the organism in Eukaryota, Metazoa, Chordata, Actinopteri, Spariformes, Sparidae. The transcript is spliced from 10 exons. The coding region runs from base 282 to 1595 and encodes 437 amino acids.